UCGGCGGCGCUCGGCUGUCUCCGGCCGCUCGGCUCGGCGCUCGGCUCGGGUCCGCGGCCGCUGCGGCGCCGGGCAUUUCUCCGCAGCUCGGCUCGCGGCCGCGCCCGCCCGGCCCGCGCCCAUGCAGGCCAUCAAGUGCGUGGUGGUCGGCGACGGCGCCGUGGGGAAGACCUGCUUGCUGAUCAGCUACACGACCAACGCCUUCCCGGGAGAGUACAUCCCCACCGUUUUCGACAACUAUUCUGCGAAUGUGAUGGUGGACGGAAAACCGGUCAACCUGGGCCUGUGGGACACCGCGGGACAGGAGGACUACGACCGCCUGCGGCCACUCUCCUACCCCCAAACCGACGUCUUUCUGAUCUGCUUCUCCCUGGUGAGCCCAGCCUCCUUCGAGAAUGUUCGAGCCAAGUGGUACCCAGAGGUUCGGCACCACUGCCCGCACACGCCCAUCCUUCUGGUGGGCACCAAACUGGACCUCCGUGAUGACAAGGACACCAUUGAGCGGCUGCGGGACAAGAAGCUGGCACCUAUCACCUACCCCCAGGGCCUGGCCAUGGCCCGGGAGAUCGGCUCUGUCAAGUACCUGGAGUGCUCGGCCCUGACCCAGCGGGGCCUGAAGACAGUGUUUGACGAGGCCAUCCGGGCUGUACUGUGCCCGCCCCCUGUGAAGAAGCCGGGGAAGAAGUGCACGGUCUUCUAGAACCCCACUUCUGGAGGAGCAGCCCCUGCCCCGCCCCGUCUGUUGCAUUGCGCUGUCUGGUGUCCCUGAGUCCGCUGGGGGAGUGGUGGGGGUGGGGGGGCGAAGCACGGGGUCCUGGCCGCUCCGCUGCCUCUUCCUGGGCCGCAGCUCCAGCCUUCUCCCCUGGCUCCCAAGGGAGGCCGGGCGGGAGAGGGUCUCCCUCAGGCUGCAGAGGCAGGUCCAGGGCAGCCCCGGGACGGGCUUCCCUAACGGGGGAGGUGGGGUGGGUUCUGUCCUUGUGCCCCAGGAUGGGGUGGCCCCUUAUUUUAUACAAUAAACGUUCAUCUCCUGCCCA
Sus scrofa (pig) is the source of this 1034-nucleotide messenger RNA. It is a transcript of the gene RAC3, whose product is annotated as Rac family small GTPase 3. Lineage: Eukaryota; Metazoa; Chordata; Mammalia; Artiodactyla; Suidae. Gene Ontology annotation, biological process: small GTPase-mediated signal transduction. The record is from RefSeq and is a predicted model, not a curated record. Gene Ontology annotation, molecular function: GTPase activity; GTP binding.